AUGUCCCAACUGCCCAAGCGGACACCGGCCGAAAAUGUCUCAACUGCCCACCGGACACCGUCCGAAGAUGUUCCAACUGCCCAAGCGGACACCCGCCGAAGAUGUCCCAACUGCGACAUUUUGAGCCGGUGUUCGGCCCUGGUGUUCGACCCAAGAUGUCCCAGUUGUUACUGUCCAGUCGUAGAUGGGUAUGUGCUGGUUGACAGGCUGAACAUAUGUUUUAAGGCGUCAACGAGCAAAAAAUCUUUUGACGACGCACGUGACAUCUGUAGCCAAAUAGGUGCCAGACUGAUUGUCCUGGACACGGAUGACAAAAACGCAGCUGUCAGUAGAUACGUUAAUGCAUCAAGAGGUGAAGCCAACUACUACAUUGGCCUCACAGACAUGGUCACCGAGAACAAGUUCGUGUGGGGGGACGGACACACAGUCGGGUUCACCAAGUGGGAAGAUGGGGAGCCGAAUGACUUUCAUGAUCAGGACUGCGUGCUGCUGACACCGUGGACGACGAGAUGGAGAAACGCCCCCUGCUGGGACAGAUAUAAGUACGUCUGUGAAAAACAUCCAUGGUGA
Molecule: messenger RNA, 570 nt
Organism: Gigantopelta aegis
Lineage: Eukaryota; Metazoa; Mollusca; Gastropoda; Neomphalida; Peltospiridae
Product: C-type lectin-like
Exons: 3
Coding region: 1-570 (189 amino acids)
Source: RefSeq, a predicted model, not a curated record